UCCCUUUCCCGCGCCGGCAUUGCGAUCGGCGCGCGGCCUCGUCCGGACCGGUAAACCCAGCGCGAAAACUCCCAUUCCUUCGGCCUCGACGUGCGCACCGGUGAUCAUGCUGCGAACGGGGCUUUGUGUAGUCGCGGAAGCGCCGGCGGCUCUGCGGGCGACACCAAAGACAAUGGCGACGCUGCGCGCGACGACUCGGUCCGCGCGCUUGACCUCCGCGACACCGACCAUACCCAGAAUACGAUGCGUGCACUCUUCUGCGGCUGCCAGGGCGGCUGCGGCGAAGGCAGAGGCCGCGCCUGAGUCGAGAGAGCCGCCCAAGUGGACGCCGCUGUCGGUGCGCACGGGCGUCAUCGCGCGGAAGAAGGGAAUGACGACCAUCUUCAAUGAGCAUGGCGUGGCGUGUCCAGUGACGGUGCUGCAGCUCGAGAACUGCCAGGUGACGGCCAACAUCCGGACUGUGAGGCGCGAUCAUACGGUGUACCACGCCGUGCAGGUCGCGGCGAGCGACAAGGCGGCGAAGAACACGUCGAUUCAAAUGCUGGGGCACUUUAAUAAGGCAGGAGUUCCCCCGAAGCAGGUCGUGAAGGAGUUCCCUGUGACGCCGGAUGCGGUGGUGCCAGUUGGAACGACCCUUUCAGCAUGUCAUUUCGUACCAGGGCAGUAUGUGGACGUGGUGGCGAACUCCAUCGGAAAGGGCUUCCAGGGUGGUAUGAAGCGAUGGGGCUUCGGUGGUCUCGCAGCAAGUCACGGUGCUUCCAUCUCUCACCGUUCCCUCGGUUCGACCGGCCAGAACACUGACCCCGCUCGCGUUUGGCCCGGUCGCAAGAUGGCCGGUCGACUCGGCAACGAGCGCACCACCACCCAGAACCUCCUCGUCGAGCGCAUCGACAACGAGCUGAACAUCGUCUACGUGCGCGGAGCGGUCCCGGGCGUGGACGACGCCUUCGUCCAGGUGCGCGACGCCAAGAAGAAGGCCGCGGUGGGCAAGCACGCCCAGGAGCGCGGCGCCACGGACAAGAUCCUGCCCAAGGGCGUGCUCGACCUCCCCUUCCCGGCGGGUACGAAGGAGCUAGCGGAGACGCUGCCUCCCAUCGUGCAGAUGGCGCCGAACCGGAGGAAUCCUUUCACGAUGGCCGACUAGAUGUAGUUGCCUGUCCUCUAUACGUAUAUCGCUCUAUAUUACUUACCACUCAUGCUACCACUGGGGAUUGAACUUGAAUCGACGCGAACGUGAG
Molecule: messenger RNA, 1238 nt
Organism: Schizophyllum commune H4-8
Lineage: Eukaryota; Fungi; Basidiomycota; Agaricomycetes; Agaricales; Schizophyllaceae
Product: mitochondrial 54S ribosomal protein YmL9
Exons: 5
Coding region: 173-1144 (323 amino acids)
Biological process (GO): translation
Cellular component (GO): mitochondrial large ribosomal subunit; ribosome
Molecular function (GO): structural constituent of ribosome
Source: RefSeq, a predicted model, not a curated record